AGAUCGAAUAAUUGAUAGAUUGAUUAAUCCUCUUUGUGGCUCGAAUCCAAUCGUGGAAUCGAUUCGAUUACUAUUUUAUUGCAACACACUCAGUUUUUUUGCACUCAAUUUUUCAACGAGAUAAGAUAAGAUUAUUUUUGUGGAUUCUAGAAAAAAUAUUAGAUUGCAAAAAUUGAAAAAAUUUAAUCACGAGAUUAAGAAAAGAUACAACUUUUUUUACAGUUUUUAACGAUACAAUUAUUUAUAAACGUUUAUUAAUCGCGCGGUAGAUGCUUAAAGAGCCGCCUCUUUAUUUGAUACGGGUGAAGUAUUUAGAUCGAGAACAAAGGUUAAUUGAAAGUUUUCAAAUACUUGGACGAAAUCGUUGUGUAUCGAGCUCGUUCACAUCGAGAGCAUAUUCUCGACUUGCAAAGUUGGUGAAUGCAGAGUUCACAUUGAAGAAAUAACUAAAGGCGAUUGAAAAGUCGGCGUUACAAUAUGUUUUCAAAGAUUUUUCUUCCAACAGUUGAUGACAGUUGCGAGUGGUCGACGCUCAAAACGAUACGCGAGCCACUGAGGGGAUCCUUUGCCCGGGGAAGCGGACGAGAAGUGGUAAGCAAGAAGAUGAGAGUCCGUGAAAGUUGAAGUAAAAACCUACACAACGAAUAGCAACAGUCUGCCUCGUCCAUUGCGACCAGCCACAUAUCUCACGUUAAGAUGACAUAGAAUGGGUUGGGUGGCGCUAGGGCGGUGUGCGGGUGGUGGCGGCCGCCUCUCGUCCGUCCUCUCGCUGUCUCUCACCUCCCUCGCAAGCUCCCUCAUCUUCACCAUCCUCUGUAUCCUCACACUUGCCCUCACUCUUGUCACUCUCGUGCGUGCCGAGGACAUCUUCGAGGACGGCAAGUCGGACAAGGAGAUCCUGGACAACCUGCUGCUGUCGACCCGUUACGACAAGCGGCUUCUACCCCCGGUCCAAGGUACACUGAGGCCCCCGCCCCACACCCGCCAAGACGACUACACCCCUGACCACCUCGUACCCAAUGACCCUCAUCAUCCAGAGCACCUCGAACACCACCGGCACCGCUACCACCAUACAGCACCACACAACCACAGCUCACUGCUCACCCCUCGUCAAAAGGAUGCGGAUUUCUGCUGCGGAAUGCGAUGGCCUGGUGACGCCACCGGCCUGUCGAACCGGUCGUCGACCUCCUCUAACGACCCCAAGAACCAGUACAAGAACCAGAACAAUAACCACUACACGUCGCACCAACACCUUCGCACCCACCUUCGCGGAACCUUGACCGUGAACGUGAGCGUGCUGUUGCUAAGUUUGGCUUCCCCAGACGAGUCCAGUUUGAAAUACGAGGUGGAGUUCUUGCUGCAACAACAAUGGUACGACCCGCGAUUACGAUAUAGCAACCGGUCGCAAUAUGAAUUCUUGAACGCGAUUCAUCAUUACGAUGAUAUCUGGUUGCCGGACACGUACUUCAUAAUGCACGGAGACUUCAAGGACCCGCUCAUACCUGUUCACUUUGCCCUACGUAUAUAUCGCAACGGCACGGUCAACUAUCUUAUGAGGCGUCAUCUCAUCCUGUCCUGCCAGGGUAGACUCAAUAUCUUCCCCUUCGAUGACCCACUGUGUUCAUUUGCGAUCGAGAGCAUAUCGUACGAACAAACGGCGAUCACGUACGUGUGGAAGAAUGACGAGGGUACGUUGCGGAAGAGUCCUAGUCUAACGUCGUUGAACGCAUACCUCAUUAAGAACCAGACAAUCACGUGUCCGAUCAAAGUAAGCUGGAGAGCUGAGGGACAGAUCAUGGUCGACUACGAGGACGAGUUCGAUGAGUUUGGGGACUCAAAGUGUUCGCUGUGCCAGCGCAGAUUUGAGGAGCAAGGUAACUACAGCUGCCUGAAGGUGGAUCUGAUUUUUACACGAGAUCGUGCCUUCUACUUCACAACAGUCUUCAUCCCGGGUAUUAUUUUGGUGACCAGCUCGUUCAUUACCUUCUGGCUUGAGUGGAAUGCGGUACCGGCGCGAGUAAUGAUCGGUGUGACGACGAUGCUCAACUUCUUCACGACAUCGAACGGUUUCCGCUCUACGCUGCCCGUCGUGUCAAAUUUAACUGCCAUGAACGUGUGGGACGGCGUGUGUAUGUGCUUCAUCUACGCCAGUUUGCUCGAAUUCGUUUGCGUGAAUUACGUUGGCCGUAAACGGCCGAUGCACAAUGUCGUCUAUCGCCCCGGGGAGAAUCCUGUCACCCAGCGGCUCCCAGCGGUGCUCAGCAGGAUAGGGAUAAUAUUGGCCAGCCCCUUGACCCUGUCGCAGGGUAAAAAGAAGCGAGAGGGCGGUCCACCGACCGGAGCCACGACAGGGCCGAACGAGAUCGUAACCUGCACCAAUUGUGGGCCCAACCCUUGCACGCACACAACAACCAAUGGAUGCACAGCCGAGCUGAGAAAAAAGGAACCGCCGCAUCCUAUAAGAGUGGCGAAGACGAUCGACGUGAUAGCAAGAAUCACCUUCCCGGUCGCCUACUUCAUGUUCCUCACCUUUUUCUUCAUCCACUACAAAGGCACUUCGUAGACCGACACCGAGGAGGCAAACGGGGAUCCAACCGUUCAUCAUCGAGACACGUGUUUCCCUUUCUCACGUGACGGCGACUUUAUUUCGAUACAAUUUCGAGUUAAUUAACGGGGGAGGAGAGAGCGGGGCAAGCAAGUUGGAGAAGUGGUUGCAAAAGUGUUCUUGUCUCCGCUCGAAGAAAAAGAAAAAAAAAAAAGUACGAAUCUGAAACAUUGUCGGGAGAGAGAGAAAAGAAAGGAAAGAAAAGGGGGGAAAAAAGGGAAGAAAGUGUUUCGAAAAAUCGAUAUUUAAGUUGAUAUCGUGCUAGGUGACGUUUCGUGGGAAAAAAAAUAAAAAAGUAUACACCGAUAGAACACGUAAAAGAUCGGCUUAAAAGAGCGAAGGAUCGUGUAUUAGCUCGUCUUUUCUUUGGAAGGAAGAGGAGAAAAAAAAACAAAAAGAAAACGAAGAGCAGAGAAACACUCGAAUUGAUGGAGACACUCGCCUCUUCCUCAUCUUUUUCUCACAUGUGAUAAUUCUUCUUAAAAGCACUCUCUUUAUCGAAAAAAAAAAAAAAAGCUUAAGUCCGACGAAUAAUAAUCGACAAAAGGCAUACAGACGAUAGUGAUAGAGAGCAAGAGAGAGAGAGAGAGAGAGAGAGAGAACGGAUGUGCAUGCAUGUGCGCGCAUAUGUUGAGCGUGAAUGAGAGGGAGAGAUAGAGAGGGAGAGAUAGAGAGAGAGAGAAAGAGAGAGAGAGAACGAAGAACGUGAUUUUUACGAUAUUUUCUUCUACUUAUCGGAUAAUGACGUCACUAAUUCGAGGAUGCUUUUGAAAACUAGCUGAAAAGAAAAGAAAAGAAAAGAAAAAAAAAGAAAAAAAAAAAAAAAGAAAUCAAAUUUACUUAUUAACUUAAGGAAUGUUAUUAUACUUGUAAUCUCACUAUAUAAAUAGGUAAGGUCGAUGUAAGUGUCGUCCAUGAAAUCGCUAACUCGUGAUUCGCCUUUUACUUAAAUAUCGACCUUUUUUCUGUACUUUAUCGAUUACGAUACCGUGGCAAAAAUCAACCGUGAUUGCAAGUUAGUCUCUAUAUUCGUAGACCUUUAAAAAGGAGGAAAAAAAAAAAAGACGUUCGCUUUCAAUUAAGGGAGCAGGGCUGUAAAGCGUAAAUACAAUUCCGUUGUACAAAAAACACGAACACACACACACACACACACAUACACAAAUCACGCUGUACAACACACAAACAUACGCAUACGCAUACACAUAUACACACAUACGUACAUAAAUAUGGUUAAUCAAUCGUCGUUUCAUCGAAGCUUUUCACAGUAGAUAACGCGUGCAUAUCCGUGUACGUACAAAUACAUACGUACGAUAUGUAUCUUUUUUCAAUCAUUCAGGGUAGCUUUCGCGUAAAUAGCUUUUACGAUUUAUAUUCUACGAUGUAAUGCGUAAUUCACGAAAAGUGAGAGAAAAAAAAAAAACGGUUCGACUUGAGAGAAAAAAAAAAAAAAAGGAAAGGAAAGGAAAGAAAAGAAAAGAAAAAAAAGCAAAGUUAGUUGCAAAAGAUGUAUAGAAAAUUCGAGUCGAUCCAUUGUACAAAGGAUAUAAAAUUGAUAUUGAUAUCCCUCGAUAUUUUUCUUCUUUUUUUUUUUCUUUUUCUUUUUCUUUUUUUUUUUUUUUUUUAUUUCCUCUCAUUUCAGAUGAUGAAAUUCGGAUAUUCAGACGAAUAAAAUAUAAUAAUCAAAUUGGUCGAAUCAAAAUCAACGAUGAAACGAAAUGAUAAAAGUAGAAUAAAAGUAGAGAAAGAAAGGAAAAAAAUAUAGAACGUGAUUCCAGAUAUUAACGUUUAAUUAAUGAAUUCUGGCUACAUUUUUCUGUAUCGAUUACUGUUAUUGUUAUUGUUAUUGUUAUUAUUAUUAUCAUUAUUAUUAUUAUUAUUAUUAUUAAUAUUAUUAUUAUUAUUAUUGUUAUUAUUAUUAUUAUUAUUAUUAUUGUCAUCGUCGUUAUCAUCGUCAUCACCAUCGUCAUCAUCUCGAUUAUUAACUAUUAAUAUUACUAUUGUUAUAUCAUUAAAGAAUAACUAUUACUACCACUAUUAUUAAAAUAACUGCUACUACCGUAAUUACUGUAAAAUUAUCGCUAUUUGUAAACGUAUAUUCUUAUUACGAACUUUUGGUGAGAUUACAUCGAGCGAGGAAAUAUACAUAAAAACCGACUUCGAAUCGAACGUGCCACUUCAAUUCUUCAGCAAUAUCGAAUAAUCGCGAGAGGAAGGAGGGAAAAAGGAAAAAGGAAAAAAAAAAAAAAUAUUCCAUCGUUUGUCGCGCUUUCACGGAAUUUAUCGAAUCGAGUUCGCGUGUUUCGCGGUAAAUUCGCGAGUCAAAUCGUUGAAGAAGAAAAUUUUCUUCGAGCGAAGGAUUAUAAAGGAAGAAAUCUUACGAUUUCACCAGGCUCAAACUUGAAUAUAGAAAAACUUAUGCACUGAAGAGAGAAAAAAAAAGAGGGAAACACACAGAACACACACACACACACACACACGCGUGCGCGCGGCAAGAAACGUGUAUCACAUGUUUAGAAUAAUCAGAAUCAAUUCUGUAUAAUUAUAUCGAACGCAUUAUCUCACCUUGACCCUGUUUCAAAUUUUCUCAUUUUUCACAUUACACACACACACACACACACAUACACAUACACACACACGUGCGCACGCACAAAUACAGAACCUUGAGACAACCGUCGGUUAUUUGACGAUUAAAGAUUAACAGUGGAAAAAGGGAGGGAAAAAAAAGAAUAAACAACUGGUUUUUCAGGAAAAAAAAUGAGAAAAACGUGAUUUUACAGCGACAACACUGUGCGAACGAUGUAAUUGUAAACCGCAUCGCUAUAUUUAUUAUAAAUAACGAUAAAUUAGGAUCGUAGAUGUUAAUCAUACGGAUGCUGUACACGGCCAACAAUCGAAAAAUAAGCUUCUCUUGUUAUUAUGGCGCCGAUAUAAAGGAUAUUCGAAUAAAGUAAGACGAAUAAACGCGUAAUCGACACAACGAAUAUAAUUGCAUGGAGGCGGAGUUUGCCUUGGUCGAACGAUUCGAUUCGUCUAAAAUAUAUAUAUAUAUAUAUAUAUAUAUAUUUUGUCGAAGAGCGAAAGUAUAUAGCUCUAUCCAAACUCGGUGAAUUUUUUUUUUAGCCUGAAAGCUAUAAGCAAUAGAGAAACAAUAAAAGAAGAAAAAAAGGGGAGAGAGAGAGAGAGAGAGAGAGAGAGAGAGAGAGAGAGAGAGAGAGAGAGAGAGAGAGAGAGAAUGUUGGAAAAGUUUGCCGAGGUUGGUGACGAUGAAAAAGGGAUGAUCGUUGACUUUAAGUACCUAUUGCUAUAUUUUAUACGCAAUUGUCAUCCGCGAUGAAUCAACAAGCAACAAGUUUAAAUGAUAGGACGCGUUUGAUGAAUAAAUUAAUUAAUGUCGUUAAUGUUUAAUACAUCACGGACCAAAAAACACGUAAUCCUAAAUCUUUAUAAUUAGCCGCACUUACGCUAUGCCUCUUUCGAGAAUGCAUAGAAUUAACAUUCACUCUUCGUUUCACAACAACGUUUUCUUAUUGAAUUGUAAUAACUAAUCUAAACGUGUAUAAUAAUUGAAAAGGAGGAUCGUGUUCGUCGAGUAUUCUUAUUUAAUAUUAAAAUUACUAUUACUAUUAUCGUAUAUAAAUAGUUCUAAUUUCUUAUUAUACGUACGUACAAUAUAUCGACAUUUGACAUUCCUAUACGUAACGGAUUAUCUAUUAUCUCUUUAAAAUAUAUAAAUAUAUCGUUAAAUACGAACGAUUCGCAAUUCAAGUCGAGUCUAUUUUUCCGCGAGAAUUUAUUUUUUCAAAUUGCAUAUAUUUAUAUCCACGCAUGUUCGAUCCUGCAUAUCAUCGGUCGACGAUGCUGGUUAAGACAGUAUUAAAAACCUUGUUACAGGGGAAUCGGUGAGACGAAGGGUGAAUAUCAUAGUCAAAUAUCGCAAAACAUUUUGAGCUUCGUCGUCGUUGUCGUCGACAAAUUUUUUUAGGUUAAUUCUCUAAAAAAAAGAAACACCAAUAAAAACUAUAUAAAAUUGCCGAUAAACAAUUUCAAUCCUUUUCAAGAGUUUUAGAACAGCUUUCAUUCUGCUCGAUUUUUAAUAUGCAUCAUUAAAGCGUCAAAAGUCUGUCUAAUACAGUGGUUCUCACCUUCUUCGGAUCGUGGAUCCACGAUUAACUCUUAUUUAUUUUCAAUGUAAUUACAUUCUUCCUUUUGCUCUCGAGCUUAUCCAUGGAGCAGAUUGAUAAUUUUUCUUCGCUUUCCUUACCUUGUGUAGGAAAGGAAGGAUCUUAACUUAUCUGAACGUUACAAAAGGAGAGUUUGUAAAUCGAAAAAGGUUGAAAAACACUGGACGAAUCUAUUUAAAUCCUCGUACUCUCGUAAAUGAUAAUUUGAUCUUACUUGAAAAACUUGUUAAUCGAGAUAGAUAUUAAUCGAUCUUAUUUUCUAAGACGAAUAAUUGGAAGAUGUUAAAGCAAAAAGAAGGUUUAUAUAUUAUACAUACCAAGACUUAAAAUAAUUCAAGGCAGAAAGUAUUUUCAUUCUGUGUUUCGCAUCGAAACUUUUUUAUGCUAAUCGUUAUCGAGAAAUGAUUCGUUAUACAUACAUACGUAUAUAAAUAUAUGGCUUCUCGCGUUAACGAAGUUUAAACUAAGCAAAUUAGCACAUUUUUCAUAAUAAUGAAGAAAAAAAAAAUCAUCUCUGUCUGUUUAUAAAAUUAUACGUUAAUUAUAAUACGUUUAUUAUAACUCUGAUACUUCGUUGAUGUCUAUUUUAUAAAAAAAAAAAAAAAAAAAAAAAAAAACGCUGAAAAUAAUUCUUUUCUUUUCUAUAAAAUUUGAAUGUCUUUAUCGUUACCAAUUUGUGGUAACCAAUAUGUGAUUUCACUCAACUCGUGUCUUUCGAAAUCAUCAUUUUUGUUUCGUUUUAAAACGAUGUAUUUGAUUACGCUUAUUAUUCCUUCUCGUCUAAGGGAAGAGAAAACGAGAGAUAAAGUAAUUCAGAGUGCCAUUGAAAUAUCGUGGAACACUAUCGUGGUACUGAAUAUGAUGAACAAUUUUGGAAAAAAAAAAUGAUAUAAUGGGAAAAUGACGAUUCAAAAAUGAUGGUGAUUUUUUAUUGGGGAGGGGGGAUAGGAUAG
Messenger RNA from Apis cerana (Asiatic honeybee), 7739 nucleotides. RefSeq names its product pH-sensitive chloride channel 1 (gene pHCl-1). Gene Ontology annotation, molecular function: extracellular ligand-gated monoatomic ion channel activity; transmembrane signaling receptor activity. The record is from RefSeq and is a predicted model, not a curated record. Lineage: Eukaryota; Metazoa; Arthropoda; Insecta; Hymenoptera; Apidae. Gene Ontology annotation, biological process: monoatomic ion transmembrane transport. Gene Ontology annotation, cellular component: membrane.